This is a messenger RNA of Lottia gigantea (owl limpet), 1074 nucleotides long. RefSeq lists its product as hypothetical. The transcript is spliced from 7 exons. The record is from RefSeq and is a predicted model, not a curated record. Bases 1 to 1074 code for a protein of 357 amino acids. Lineage: Eukaryota; Metazoa; Mollusca; Gastropoda; Lottiidae.
AUGGAAAAGUCGUGGUAUUUAUUGACUUGUUUUCUGUCGAUAGUAAACGGAUUUCGAUUUCCAACACCAAGUACGUUAUUUACUGAAAAUCAUUUAAAAGAUGAUGAAGGACCACUACUGGCAGUUUUAGACUUCAACAAACGUUUACAAGUUUUGAAUACCACAUCUGCAAAACGUAUAGCAAAAAUUGGAUUACUUGGUGGAAAUAAUGGUGCUUCGGCUAAUAUUAACUUUAACUAUGAGGAUGGUCUUAUUUAUUGGACAGAUGUUUCUAGUAAAAAGGUUUAUAGUCUAAAUGCUGAAACUGGUGAACAGAAAGUGAUAUUGGAAGGCGAUCUGAGAUCACCAGAAGGUUUAACAUAUGACUGGAUACAUAAGAAUUGUUAUGUUUGUGAUCCAUUUGGUAAUAAAAUAGUAGUAUUUAAUACUGUAACUGGACUGAGGAAAACAUUGAUUGAGGUUGAAAAUCCCAAAGAUGUGGCUGCCGAUCCCAGAAACGGAUGGCUAUAUAUUGCACAUGGAUGGGAGAGUACAGCACGCAUAUCCAGGUCGGGUCUAAAUGGUGAAAAUAUGCAAGAAUUAACUGCAAGACUUGAAAUACCCUACAGCAUUAGUUUAGAUUUUGUCGGAAACAAAUUAUACUAUACUGAUUGGAAUAAAAUAUUAAGUAUGAAAUUAAAUGGGGAAAGAAUAAGAACAUUUUACAGGACAUCAGGUUAUGACUAUACUCCCAACACUAUGACAGUGUCUCGUGAAUAUGUAUUUUGGACGACUUCUAUAGAAGAACAAGUCAGAAGAAAAAAGAAACGUGGUUCAACUAGAAUUAUAAAGUUUAAUGCUCUAGAAAAUUAUAACCGAUACAACAGUCAAACUGAUAGUUAUAUGGGAAUUGUGGCCAUUCAUUCUCAAAACCAACCUGCUACUGCAAGUUUAUGUGGUGAUAAUAAUGGUGGAUGUUCUCAUUUCUGUUUACCAUCACCAGUUGACCUUCACCUUUCACCAUCUUUUACUUGUCACUGUCCUGAUGAUAUGGAAUUGACUGAUGAUAAUAAAACUUGUGACUGUAACAUGUAG